Molecule: messenger RNA, 501 nt
Organism: Penaeus chinensis
Lineage: Eukaryota; Metazoa; Arthropoda; Malacostraca; Decapoda; Penaeidae
Product: prismalin-14-like
Exons: 2
Coding region: 144-392 (82 amino acids)
Source: RefSeq, a predicted model, not a curated record
CCAACGUUGCUCAAGGACCUUCCGGAAACAGUGAAUGCGUGAGUGCUACUGUCUUGCACCCUAUAAAAGCCUGGACCCAACGAGGGUUAGGAACAUAGUCUUGGCAUCCUUCGCUGAGUACAUAGUAAGAUCUUACUCUCAACAUGAAGCAGAUCUCUAUGGUUGCGGUCCUGGUGGUGGCCCUGGCAUGCCUGGUGAGCUGGAGCAGCGCCAUGCCUGAGCCCGACCCUGUAGCUGACCCUGACCCCGUGGCUGACCCCGGCUACCGUCGCUUCGGUGGAUUGGGAUAUGGUGGAUACGGUUUGGGUGGACUUGGAUACGGAUACGGAGGUCGUGGCUACGGAUACGGGGGCUUUGGAUACGGAGGAUAUCGUGGCGGAUUCUACGGAUGAAGAUGCUAGAUAUGACUACGGAGAUCUGUAGAUUUUUGGACAUGAGAAUGCUUCCUUAUUUUCUGUUUUCUUUUCUGUUUCUUCUGAAAUAAACUUUAUGAUCGAAGUA